This is a messenger RNA of Galdieria sulphuraria, 1911 nucleotides long. RefSeq names its product N-acetyltransferase. The coding region runs from base 606 to 1889 and encodes 427 amino acids. The transcript is spliced from 4 exons. The record is from RefSeq and is a predicted model, not a curated record. Gene Ontology annotation, molecular function: N-acetyltransferase activity. Gene Ontology annotation, biological process: protein acetylation. NCBI's taxonomy places the organism in Eukaryota, Rhodophyta, Bangiophyceae, Galdieriales, Galdieriaceae.
AACCUACUAGGGGAAAACAAGACAACGUACCACUUGACGAUAGUAGACCCUCUUAUCAUCCUGGUUGCAAAUAGUCUUCACUGAGCCACUAUGUAAAACUGAUUAAGAACACGUUUUUCUCUUAACUUUAGGGUUGACGAGGACUUGCGUGUCUACAAAGUAGCGAGAGGGGGCAACCUCACUCUCCUCUACAGAAACAAGUACUACAAGGAAACUUAAAGCGUGCGAAUGUUUCCCAGUAUCUGAAAGUGGCCACAACCUAUUUGUUUUGAACUCGAGAUGGUUCCUUGUCGUUUAGCCUUACGUACAAAUUUUCCUUGUGACAACAACAUGUACUACGAAUGAGCAAAAAAGUGAUUUGUCAUGAUACGGCCCGUUGUGAUUCAAUCGACCAAUCAAAUUCAUCCGAAAGGGAUAAUCCUAGUCCCUACAUGAAUCAGCAAGAACAGGUCCCAGCUCAGAAUAGAAUCCUUCGUAAUCGUUGUGUUGUCCGAUUGUGGUUGACGCUAAGGAGUUUCUCUCUCGGCUCUACCUGUGGCCCUCCUUGGAUACCUAGUGAGGGGGUUAUUUGAGAGGGAUUGGUUGGUUGUAGUUUCCCUAGGAUUAUGGCGUCGCCAUUUUCAACUUCAUUUUUCUCUCUAACAGAAGGCGGUGAUAUGCUUGAAGCAGAUACUUUGGAGAGUGAAAGACCGUAUUCUUCUCGAUUGGAACAGAGCGGGAGUUACCUAUUGCCUAGUUUGGAUGACGGUGAUGCUCUUGGCUUUCGUUGUUUUUCCAGGAAACUGUACGAAGAGCACCUUCCAGCUUCCUUAAAUCACUUUCACAGUGAUGACUCUUACGGAAUAACCUUUGAGCAGUUACAGGGAGGGACUCUUGGACAUCAGUGGAGUAAUUCUUCCUUGAGUUCACAACUUACUUCGGAAAGUUGUUUUUCUUUGCAGAGAAGUACUUCAUUGCCUACCAAUACAGUGAGAAAUUCACAAGUUUAUGGUCUUACAGAUCAUCAUCAUGAAAGUGACGAAAAGGAUAGUGAUGUUAUAGGGAAACUUGUGACGAGGAGGAGUUGUCCACCUGGGCGAAUUGCUCAAGUGAAUGGUUCCAGCUUUCAAGUACUGUCUCCAGUAUCCAAUCGUGACAGCAGUUACUCUACAGUGGAUGCGGAUGAAAGUGAUUCUGGUUCAUUUGAUGGUACUCAAUUUGCGAAGACUCGUAGAAGUAGAGCAAGAUUGAAUCAUAACUUGGAAAAGUUGCGAGAAUUGUUACCUUCUUCUGAAUGUAGCAGAAGAGAAAGCAAAUCUAACCUUAUUAAACGCGCGUGUCAUGUCGAUGAUGAUCAUGUAUCUUUACUGAACAAGCCCAUUGUACUUCUCUCCUUAUUCAAUCGUAUUGUAACCCAAAAAAUGAGAGCUAAUGAAGACUUGUGCUUAAAGGGAAAGCAAGUAUUGUUAGCUCCUUAUGAAAAAGAGUUUGUACCUCUUUAUCACACGUGGAUGCAAAAUAAAACCUUGUUGGAACAAACUGCAACGGAGCCUCUUUCUUUAAAAGAAGAAUAUGAAAACCAAAUAUCUUGGAGAGAAGACCCUCACAAAUGUAGUUUCAUCAUAAUUUAUAUACAACAAGAACAACCACAACAAAUUGUAGGAGAUGUGAAUGCAUUUCUUCUUCAAGAUGAAGAUAGCAGUGCAGUGGAAGUGGAAGUGAUGAUAGCAGAGACUAGUUAUCGUCGUCUAGGGUUAGCAACGGAAGCUGUGCAGUUGUUGUUGUUGUUUGUCAACCGAUACUUAGGUUUGAAUACUUUUAUUGCCAAAAUAGCCACCGGCAACACUGCUUCGUUGGGUUUGUUUCGUCGUCUAGGUUUUGAAAUAUAUCGUCAAGUACCGUACAACUAGGCUCUUGGAAACGAGAUUGGUA